AGCAUAGACCCCUGCUUUUUCUCGGUCCUUCGGAUUGCCCUACGCGGAGCUUUAUCUCACGCUGCCUCGCUAAGGAUUUCGCCAAAAUUUUCAUUUCAAACCCUAUCUCUCUGCCUCCCUUUAUCUCCACCACGGCGGCAUCCAUUCAGAUCUGCAGUCGUUUCCGAUCGAUCUCGGCGUUGUCGCUUUGAUUUUGCUAAUCUCGAUCCCGGUUUCGCCGAUUUGAAGGUUUGGGAUUCAAGUUCUGUGAGCCAGCAUAUCUACUGUUAUCUGGCCACUCAGAAGUGCAAUGCGGGGCUAUGAAAGAGAUCAGGAGUAUGAGAAUUGGGAUGAGUAUGAGGACGAUGGUGAUGAGCAAGAAGAGGAGGAAGAUGGUGAGGAUGGAUAUGAAGAACCUCCACAGCCGACCCAGGAGGAGUUGGAAUAUCUUGAACUGAGGCAAAGGAUAAAAGAAUCUAUCAGAAAGCAGAUGAAAAAGGAUCUGGGCACUGCCAAUUCUGGUUCCCGUGACAAGAUAAAUGCAUUUCGUAAAGACAAUUAUGGUUCCUUCUUUGGGCCUUCACAACCAGUCAUUGCACAGAGAGUAAUUCAAGAAAGCAAGUCCUUGUUGGAGAAUCCAGACUUGGCAGCGAGGAUUUCCAGACCUAACCAUACUAGCAAGAAGACCUCUGUUUCAGCCCCUGCAGGGUCAAAACCUCAAGCCAACCGUCCACCAAUUGUUACUAAUAAGUUGAAAAAAAAAGUUGAAAUGCUCAAAAAUACGAGGGACUAUUCGUUUCUAUUAUCUGAGGAUGCUGAGGUUCCAGCCUCAACAAAGAGCCCUCCACCAAGAAAUCUAUCGGCCCCCAAGUCUGAUGCACGCUCUGCUCAACUAGCUCCAAGGAGCAAACAGGUGGUGAAUGAUCGUGGAAGAGAUGUCUCCAAUGGUCGUGAUGGGAGGAGGCCAAUGCCUCCAAGCAGUCAAAGCAAACCUAAAGGUGCACCAGAGAAGACAGCCAAGUUAUCAACAGAACCUAGAAAACAGCUUGGUAGCCAUAAUGGAAGUGGGCCUGGUCGGCCUCAGGGGCCCAAAGGCAUGCCUUCUAAGAGUCCCAUGCCUGCUUCAGGGAAGGUCACUGCACCCGUUGCAAAAAGUACUAUGGCGGGUUCGCAUAGACCAAACCCUUCAACCAUACAAUCUGGUGCCCGUAAACCAUUGCCAUCACAUAUGCAAUCUGGCACUCAGAGACCUGCUCCUCCGCGCAGUCAACCCCCACUUAAAAAACCCACAGUGCAGAGGAAGGAGUAUCAAGAAAGUAGCAAGCCUAAGGUCGUCAGUAAACAGCCAUUGCCAUCCUCUAGAGAUCAGCAGUUGAAGCGACCAACUCCAAAACUUCCAGCUCGUGGUAAUUUGGCAGAGGAACGGCCAAAGGCAAAACCAAAGAGACCACGCUAUGAUGAAGAUUCUGAUGGUGAAAAUGCUAUAAAUAUGAUCAGACAGAUGUUUGGGUAUAAUCCUAACAGGUUCAGAGAUGACGAUGAUGUUAGCGACAUGGAAGCCAAUUUUGAUGAUAUUAUGAGGGAGGAGAAACGCAGUGCAAAAAUUGCUAAGAGAGAGGACGAAGAACAGCUCCGUCUAAUCGAAGAGGAGGAAAGAAGGGAAAGAAUGCGAUUGGCGAAGAAGCGCAAGCUGAGCCGUCAAUGAUUGAAAUACUCAAAUGAAACCGUUGGCUCUUGUUUCAUUGUGAGAGCUCGAAGUCCCUGAGAAGGCCACUGCAAAUAGGUUCAAGUGUUCUUGCUUUGGUGCAUCAUGGAGAGUGAAACUCCCAGUUCUAAUUUCUUUUUACAGAACCUUAUAACAGCCUGAGAGCACACCAAAUGGAUUCUUUGUUUUCGUCACCUUACUUUUCACCGAGAGGUGAAUCUGUAAUUUAUCAUCAUUUUUAGUUGUCUUGUGUAGGUGGGCGUUGACAUUCUUUUUCUAGCUGCUUGCUUUUCUCUAGUUAACAAUGCAAAAUGAGAGGGGGAGGAAAAGCUGUAAGUUGUAGGAGGUUGGGAUCCAUAUGGGUUUCUUGAUUGCUUAGGCUUCUUAUGUAGUGCAGCAGACUCUAAUAAUUCAUAAUUAUGGUGGUCGAUUAGAUCAUUGACAGAUGACGAUACAAUUUGAAAAAUUCUUGCCCAAUAGGGUUUUAGAGAGAGCGAAAUAGCCUUGAGCUUUUUGUUA
Molecule: messenger RNA, 2203 nt
Organism: Sesamum indicum (sesame)
Lineage: Eukaryota; Viridiplantae; Streptophyta; Magnoliopsida; Lamiales; Pedaliaceae
Biological process (GO): nucleosome assembly; transcription by RNA polymerase I
Cellular component (GO): nucleolus
Molecular function (GO): DNA binding; histone binding
Source: RefSeq, a predicted model, not a curated record